Molecule: messenger RNA, 306 nt
Organism: Acanthoscelides obtectus
Lineage: Eukaryota; Metazoa; Arthropoda; Insecta; Coleoptera; Chrysomelidae
Source: the annotation of a GenBank genome assembly
AUGACAAACCAAGUACAUCAGAAGAAAUUGAAAGCUUUGUCUAAUUCAAAGUUUCCGCCAUGUUCUGGUGGAGAUACAGUGAGAGUGAAAAUUCCAGACGUUGAUAGAGGGAGUGGUGAUUUUAGAAAUAUUCUCAUGACAGUAAUCGAAAAAGCUGACGACGAUUCUUAUAAGCUAGCAAACAAGAGAGGAACUAUCGAUGAGAUAUUUUCCAGGUACCAAUUUUCUGUGUGUAAUGAGAAACUUGAAGAUAUGGAAAGUGUAUCACUGGAGAAAAAAAGUUUGCAAACGAACAAUCUCUUUUAG